AUGAAGCGCAACAGUCUAGACUUCAUGGCUGGGCCCUGGCCUAAAGCCUUCAUGGCCGCUGCGUCAUUACAGGCCAUCGUGUGCCUGGCAUUCGAAUCUUAUACCUUUGCCAUGUUCCAGACACAUCUGAGGGAAUCUGUAUUGAAAGUCGACAGCGACACUAGCGCUCAGUACAAGACGAUCCCGACCUUCCUGACGCUUUUCAUCUUCGGUUUCCUGUACGAGCUAUUACUUGUCUGGGACGCCCUUCGCUUGAAAAACACCAUUCAGAUCAUCGGAAUUUGCAUCGCAAACCUGGCCCUGCUGGUGUACACCGCCAUUCAAAUAGAUCAAAUUCACGAGGCUCUAACCCUAUUGGGCCAGAACAAUGGACUGGACGGAGGCUACACCAACACGGCCGGCGUGGUGAUAACACCCCAGGCGGCACUAUGGGAAGAGGUGCAAGGUUUCCUCAUCGCGAUCCCCAUUAUACUCGCAGUGGGGACCCUCGUCAUGUCGUUCAUCGCUUGGAAGCUGUACCAGGUCUUCGCAUGGGAUAUCCUCAAGCAGAUUGGAGCCGAUUACAGAAUGAAGAAGAGGUUUCUUCACUACCAGGUUUACAUCGCCCUGCUCAAGUUCGAUUUUUUCUUCUUCCUAGGUUUCACUGUGCAGUUCAUAGUCAUCGUCACUGGUUACACCGACGCCGAGAUGUACCUGACCAUCGCUGCUAUCCCGAUCACCAUUCUUAUCCUCCUCGCAGCGGCGUAUCUCACCAGACAUGAGAACAAGAUCGGGACCGUGUGUGUCAUCAUCUGUUACGUCGGCGCUCUUGCGUACUUUGUGUUCAAGCUUGUGCGUAUCUACCAACCAAGUCACGCGGCUUUCUACAUGCCGGUGCGCAAGAGUCUGACGGCAUUUGCGGUGUUGGCUAUCCUGCUGUUGAUACUCACCAUCACCAACGCAUUCUACUGCAUGAACAACUAUGGGGCCGGCCUCAAGAUGCACCUGCUCAAGAAGAAGUCGGCCGAAGAGAAGGGUGAUGGGGGUAGCAGCGUCGACAUGCAUGCCCUGAAACCGUCGGUGCCAACGCGCAUGACAAUCGACUAA
This is a messenger RNA of Diaporthe amygdali, 1086 nucleotides long. RefSeq lists its product as uncharacterized. NCBI's taxonomy places the organism in Eukaryota, Fungi, Ascomycota, Sordariomycetes, Diaporthales, Diaporthaceae. The coding region runs from base 1 to 1086 and encodes 361 amino acids. The record is from RefSeq and is a predicted model, not a curated record. Gene Ontology annotation, cellular component: Golgi apparatus. The transcript has 3 exons.